Medicago truncatula (barrel medic) is the source of this 2081-nucleotide messenger RNA. Its product is annotated as probable polyamine oxidase 5. The record is from RefSeq and is a predicted model, not a curated record. The transcript has a single exon. Gene Ontology annotation, molecular function: polyamine oxidase activity. The coding region runs from base 212 to 1852 and encodes 546 amino acids. NCBI's taxonomy places the organism in Eukaryota, Viridiplantae, Streptophyta, Magnoliopsida, Fabales, Fabaceae.
CCUCACACUGCACCCCAAAAAAAAAGUCCAUUCAGUCCACAAAGCAGAAACCAGUUAUAAAUUCAUUGUCAGUAACUUAAAUCUCACCUUCACACACUUUGUAUUCUAUUCUAUUCUAAUUUCUACCACUCUUUCUUCUUCUCUAUAUGUAACUAUCUUGUGUAUUGAGAUAGAUUCACAAACAAAAUUAUAGCAUAUAGCAAAAGCAACAAUGGUGGUGAAAAAACCAAAGAUUGUGAUAAUUGGAGCUGGAAUGGCAGGCUUAACAGCAGCAAACAAGCUCUACACUUCAACAGCUUCAAAGGAUUUAUUUGAACUCAUUGUUGUUGAAGGUGGAACAAGAAUUGGUGGAAGAAUCAACACAUCAGAAUUUGGUGGUGACAAGAUUGAGAUGGGAGCUACAUGGAUCCAUGGAAUUGGUAACAGUCCAAUUCACAAGAUUGCUCAACAAAUCCAUUCACUUCACUCUGACCAACCUUGGGAGUGCAUGGAUGGUAAUAAUAGCAAUGAUGAAUCUCUCACAACAAUUUCUGAAGGUGGUUUCAAUCUUCAACCUUCUAUUGUUGAUCCUGUUUCAAAGCUUUUCAAAUAUCUCAUGGAGUAUUCUCAAGGAAAGUUAACUAAAGAAACUGCAAAAGGCGAAGAAGUUCUUAGUUACUAUAACAUGGCUGUUAAAGCUGCUUCUUCAAACUUUGCCUCUAAAAAGAAUCUUAGUAUUGGUUCUUUUUUGAGACAAGGGCUUGAUGCUUACUUCGAAUCAUUGAAAGACGAAGAAGAAGAGGUAAAAGGUUAUGGAGAUUGGAACAAGAAAUUGCUUGAAGAAGCAGUUUUUGCAAUGUAUGAGAAUACUGAGAGGACUUAUACUUCAGCUGGUGAUUUGGAGUGUUUAGAUUAUGAAGCUGAAAGUGAGUAUAGAAUGUUUCCAGGUGAAGAAAUCACAAUUGCUAAAGGCUAUUUGAGUAUAAUUGAGUACAUAGCUUCUGUUUUACCACCUGGUUUAAUUCAGUUAGGUAAAAAAGUAAAAAAAAUUGAAUGGCAGUCACAAAAAAAAAGCUAUGAUGAUAAUUGUUUUAGGCCUGUUAAGCUACAUUUCUGUGAUGGAUCUAUUAUGUAUGCAGAUCAUGUCAUUGUUACUGUUUCACUAGGUAUUUUAAAAGCUUCUAUUUCUCAUCAUGAUGAUGAUGAUGAUAAAGGUAUGUUAUUCAGUCCUAAUCUUCCAUCUUUCAAAGUUGAAGCAAUUUCAAGGCUAGGUUUUGGAGUUGUUAACAAGUUGUUUAUGCAAUUGAGUACUCAAAAAACAACAAAUCUUGAUGAUGAAAAUUCAGAAGGGUUGUUUCCUUUUCUUCAAAUGGUGUUUCAUUCACCUCAAAAUGAAACAAAGGACAAGAAAAUACCAUGGUGGAUGAGAAAAACAGCUACACUUUUUCCUAUUUACAACAAUUCAAGUGUUCUCUUAUCUUGGUUUGCUGGUGAAGAAGCAUUAGCACUUGAAUCACUCAAAGAUGAAGAAAUAAUCAACGGUGUUACAUCAACAGUUUCAAGCUUUUUACCUCAAAAUGAAGUGAAAUUUGAUAAAGUUUUGAAGAGUCAAUGGGGGACUGAUCCUUUGUUUUUAGGAUCAUACAGUUAUGUUCAAGUUGGUUCAAGUGGUGAAGAUUUAGAUACAAUGGCUGAACCAUUACCAAUGAUGAAAGAUAAUAGCAAUUUUUCAUAUCCACUUCAAAUUUUGUUUGCAGGUGAAGCAACUCACAGAACUCAUUAUUCAACAACUCAUGGAGCUUACUUCAGUGGUCUUAGGGAAGCUAAUAGGCUUCUUCAACAUUAUCAUUGUGUUGGGAUUUUUAACAAUUAGUUUAAAUUUUUGAAUAUUUAUCUCUAUCAUAUUAUUAUUAUUAUUCUCAUUUUCAACUUAAAAAAAGGUCUUUGUUGUUUCUCUAUAGGUAAAGUAGUAGUGAGUGAUUGGAAAAAAAAAUUAAUAUUAGAAGAAGGGUCAAGAUGAAUAGUGGAAAAAUGGGGACAUUAAGCUUGUUUGUACUACUACUUAAAGUAAAAGUUUCUCCAAAUAUUUAUUUAUCUCUUCA